ACCUUCAUCUUCACGGAUGGAGAGGAUGAGGAGCUGAAGAAGCAAGCACGAAAUGUCAUCAACACCAACUGCUCGGCUGCCCACAGCCGCCAGGCGCUGUCCUGCAAGAUGGCUGUGGAGUAUGACAAGUUCAUUGAGUCCGGCAGAAAGUGGUUCUGCCAUGUGGAUGAUGACAACUACGUGAAUGUGCGCACGCUGGUGAAGCUGCUCUCCAGUUACCCCCACACGCAGGACAUCUACAUUGGGAAGCCCAGCCUGGACCGACCCAUCCAGGCUACAGAGAGGAUCAGCGAGAACAAGAUGCACCCUGUGCAUUUUUGGUUUGCCACGGGCGGAGCAGGGUUUUGUAUCAGCCGGGGGCUGGCGCUGAAGAUGAGCCCGUGGGCAAGUGGGGGCCACUUCAUGAGCACCGCAGAGAAGAUUCGCCUGCCCGAUGACUGCACCAUCGGGUACAUCAUCGAGUCUGUGCUGGGGGUGAAGCUCAUCCGGAGCAACCUCUUCCACUCACACCUGGAGAACCUCCACCAGGUGCCCAAGACAGAGAUCCACAAACAGGUGACACUAAGCUACGGCAUGUUUGAAAACAAGCGCAACUCCAUCCACAUGAAGGGAGCCUUCUCCGUUGAGGAGGACCCAUCCAGGUUUCGCUCUGUGCACUGCCUGCUGUACCCUGACACGCCGUGGUGCCCUGCCAACGUGGUUUACUAGGAAAUGUGUGUCCCCUCCAACCUCGUCCCGAAUUUCCCCGGUAUCCGACGGGCGUGCGGGACCUGCGUGCGGGUGUGUCAGUCCG
Mesitornis unicolor (brown roatelo) is the source of this 793-nucleotide messenger RNA. It is a transcript of the gene LFNG, whose product is annotated as LFNG O-fucosylpeptide 3-beta-N-acetylglucosaminyltransferase. Gene Ontology annotation, biological process: regulation of Notch signaling pathway. NCBI's taxonomy places the organism in Eukaryota, Metazoa, Chordata, Aves, Mesitornithiformes, Mesitornithidae. The transcript has 7 exons. The annotation marks the transcript as partial. The record is from RefSeq and is a predicted model, not a curated record. Gene Ontology annotation, molecular function: O-fucosylpeptide 3-beta-N-acetylglucosaminyltransferase activity. Gene Ontology annotation, cellular component: membrane.